Messenger RNA from Dichotomopilus funicola, 2586 nucleotides. Its product is annotated as P-loop containing nucleoside triphosphate hydrolase protein. The coding region runs from base 1 to 2586 and encodes 861 amino acids. Lineage: Eukaryota; Fungi; Ascomycota; Sordariomycetes; Sordariales; Chaetomiaceae. Gene Ontology annotation, cellular component: transcription factor TFIIH holo complex; nucleotide-excision repair factor 3 complex; transcription preinitiation complex. Gene Ontology annotation, molecular function: ATP binding; hydrolase activity; 3'-5' DNA helicase activity. Gene Ontology annotation, biological process: transcription initiation at RNA polymerase II promoter; nucleotide-excision repair. The record is from RefSeq and is a predicted model, not a curated record. The transcript has a single exon.
AUGCCCCCAAAGCGCAAGGCGCCAUCCGGGCAGGCCGGCGCGGCCAAGGCAGGGCGCGCUUCCGCCAUGUCGACUCCGGGUCCGGCUACCCCGCGCAGCAUCGACAGCUCGAUAAUGUCCGACGCUGACGAAGAUUUCGACGAGGACGUGACGGAAGCUCAGAGGCAGCGCGAGGCGCUGCUGUCAAAAGAGGCGGAUGAGUUUGUUAAUAAAUUCACAUUUGGAGGAAAGCGCCUUCAAGGGCAAGGCGACGAGAUCGUUCCGCGAGAUGCGCGACGGUACGAUUCUGCGACCUCGCUGUUCAAGAAACGGGAUUUCUCCCAUCUGCCGCUGAAACCCGACCAUCUGAACCGGCCGCUGUGGAUCGACCCAGACAACUGCACCGUUGUACUGGAGCGCUUCAAUCCUUUGGCCGAGCAGGCUACCGACUUCCUCAUCACCAUCGCAGAGCCCAAAUCGCGUCCCACCUUCCUGCACGAGUAUUCCCUGACACCACACAGCCUGUACGCAGCCGUCUCGGUGGGUCUGCGGCCAAAGGACAUUAUCAAUACGCUAGAGCGGUUCUUGAAGACAGCGCUACCCGACAUGGUGCGCCGGAAGAUUGAACACCACACCAAGAGCUUUGGCAAGGUCAAGUUAGUUUUGAAGCACAACAGAUAUUUCGUAGAGAGCGUGGACGCAGAUGUGCUGCAGAUCCUGCUUAAGGACGAUGUGAUAGGGUCGUUGCGCGUCCACGGGUCCGAUGAUAUCACGACGAGCUAUGCGCCCACCAUGGGUGGCCUUGUCAUCCCGGGCACGCAGAACGCGGCGGGCGUCCGCCAGGCCGACCUGAAGCAAGCUGAGAAGAAGCCCGGCGAAGGGGAGGGUGCCUCCAACGAGGCCGACCUCUUUGCGGCCCUGAAUGAAGAAGAUGACGACGACGAUAAGGAAGCCGUCCAUGCGUUCGAGAUCUCGGAUGCCAACGUUGAGACAGUCCAGAAACGGUGUCUUGACAUUGGGUAUCCGAUCUUGGAAGAAUAUGACUUCCGGAAUGACGACGUAAACCCGAACCUCGAAAUUGACCUGCGGCCCAACACGCAGAUCCGGCCGUACCAAGAGAAGAGCCUGAGCAAGAUGUUCGGCAACGGCCGCGCCAAGAGCGGCAUCAUCGUGCUCCCCUGCGGCGCUGGUAAGACACUGGUCGGCAUCACGGCGGCCUGCACUAUCAAGAAGGGCGUCAUCGUGCUGUGUACCAGUUCCAUGUCGGUGGUGCAAUGGCGCCAGGAAUUCCUCAAGUGGUCCAACAUCAACCCGGACGACGUCGCCAUCUUCACGGCCGAGAGCAAGAACAAGUUCUCGGGCAGCACGGGUAUCAUCGUGACGACGUAUUCUAUGGUCACUAACAGCCGCGAGCGCUCGCACGAUUCCAAGAAGAUGAUGGAUUUCCUACGCGGCCGCGAAUGGGGUCUGAUGUUGUUGGAUGAGGUCCACGUGGUCCCCGCCGAGAUGUUUAGACGGGUUAUCUCGUCCAUCAAAUCACACUCCAAGCUCGGGCUCACAGCGACGUUGCUGCGAGAGGACGACAAGAUCUCUCAUCUCAACUUCCUCAUCGGCCCGAAGCUGUACGAAGCCAACUGGAUGGAGCUGUCGCAGCAGGGGCACAUCGCCAAAGUGCAGUGUGCCGAGGUGUGGUGUCCGAUGCCAACCGAGUUCUACGACGAAUACCUCCGCGCGAGCGCUCGCAUGAAACGCACCCUCUACGCCAUGAACCCGCGCAAGUUCCAAGCCUGCCAGUACCUCAUCAAUUACCACGAAGCCCGCGGCGACAAGAUCAUCGUCUUCUCCGACGAGCUCUACUCCCUCAAACAGUACGCCCUCAAACUCAAAAAGGUCUUCAUCUACGGCGGCACCUCCCAAGCCGAGCGCAUGCAAGUCCUCGAGAACUUCCAGCACAACCCAGAAGUCAACACCCUCUUCCUCUCCAAAAUCGGCGACACCUCCCUCGACUUGCCUGAGGCUACCUGCCUCAUCCAAAUCUCCUCCCACUUCGGCUCCCGUCGUCAAGAAGCCCAGCGCCUCGGCCGUAUCCUCCGAGCCAAGCGCCGUAACGACGAAGGCUUCAACGCCUUCUUCUACUCCCUCGUCUCCAAAGACACCCAGGAGAUGUACUACUCCUCCAAACGCCAGGCCUUCCUCGUCGACCAGGGCUACGCCUUCAAAGUCAUCACCCAACUCGCCAACAUCGAAAAGACUCCCGACCUAGCCUUCGCCACACCCCUAGAAUGCCGCGAGCUGCUGCAGCGCACGCUGGUAGACAACGAGCGCGGCGCUGAAGACGAAGUCGAGACGGAUGAUCUCUUUGGGAAACCGGGCCGUGGUGGUGGUCGGGGCGUUGGUGGCCGCAAGGGCAACGGUGUGCGCAGGACGGCGGGCACGUUGGGGGAGCUGGCGGGCGCGCAGGAUAUGGCGUAUAUUGAGCAGAACAGGGCGGCGAAUAAGGCGUUGAAGGGCAAAGGCGGGAAGAAAGGUGGCGGUGGCGCGGAUGGGCAGAGUAAAUUCUUUAAGGGGAUUCAGAGGGAGAAGGAGAAGAGUCGGGCGAGGAAUUGA